GGUGUUUACCAUUUUUUUUUAAAUUUUUUUUUUUUCCCCCGACGAGACCGAUAAAUCGAUGUCAAGCAAAUAACGACAGGUAACAUUGUGCUUGUGUGUGUGUGUGUGUGUAUGUACAGCUCGUUGUAUGUAAGUAUUGUGUUGUAUAUAGGUAUACAUGGGAUACUGUAGUUCGUCUCCGUUCGUCAUACGACCGCGGGUGUUAUGCGAUGAUGACAUUAUUAUUAUUAUUAUUAUUAUUAUUAUGACAACUGGUUCGUAUUCACACUGCACAUAUUUGUGUAUACAUCUCGACGUGUAAUUAAUGCGAAUAUUGUAAUGCGUAUCGCUCGAGUAGGUGUGUGUUAUAUAUAUAUAUGUGUGUGUGUGUAAAUAUAUGCACAAAAACAGCAAUAAUGAUAUAGUUGGGUAAGUAUUAACGGCAAAACGGUCGAUAAUUUUUUUUUUUUUUCAAAGAGACGUUGCAACUAUGAUAAAUUAAUAUAAUGGGCCGUAUACGCAUUCGUAUACAUGUAGUAUAUACGUGUGUAUUAUUACGCGAUUUAAGGACUUAUUCGCGUAUUUGGAGUGUUUAUUAAUAACGUGUAUAACGGUAGUGCGUACCUGAUGCUCGACGAAGGGUGCAGGUGAGAGGUGGAGGAGCGUUUACGUGCACGGAGACUUCAAGGUGGGCAAAUCAAUGUUGAAAGAUAACACCGGUGACAUCCUCUUGGUGCCGAUCGUGGUCACUACUACAGACGUACAGGAUUUCGACUUUUCAAUUCCGAUUUUUAAAACGUGGUACGAACUUUACGCAAAGUAUACCGUCAACCGGGCAACUUCGCUGUCGUACUUGGUGACAUGGAGUCCGGAAGUGUGGGCUGCGUUCUUGUUGACGAUGUUCGUGAUCGUCGUGUGCUUGUGGUUGGUCGUGAAAAUCAGACAUAUAAUGUCGCCAGCGGACAACGUGCCCGUGGUACAGUUACAACAGCCAUCGGUCGCCGAAUCUCCUAGCCUGAUAUCCUAUUUCUUCGUCGUAUGGGGAUCGAUUUGCAGUCAAGGACUUCACACCGUCAACACCAACGCCUGUUCCGUACGCGUCGUAUCUUGGGUCACGUUACUGUUCGGCCUGUGCAUUAGCACGUCGUACUCAGCAGUGCUGUUCUCCCGGUUGACCGUUGACAAGUCCGACCUGGCCAUACCGUCGUUGGACUCGCUGUCCAAGAUGCGGACGCACGUGCUGUGCGUGAGGCGCAACAGCUUUGGGUACCUGCUGUUCAAAGCGAACGAGACGGAUGCGUUUAUAAUGGAACGGUGGCUGGGAGUGGUGAACGAGCCACCGUGCCCCCAGUUGGAGUACGGUGACAUCGAGGUGAUGGCCAAGUCGGUGUGCACCGAUCAAACCAUAUUGGUGUUGGAGACGCCAAUGGUGAUGGCCAGGGCCACGAGCCACCAGAAUGGCUGCCGAGUGAUGUCGGUGGCCGGUCGUCACGCGGUCGCCUACGCAUCGGUGCUGACUUCCAAGGGGUCGCCGUACACCCCCCUAAUUAACGAGAUGCAAGUAUAAUUAUACGAUGUCGUAGUAUACACGCUGGCGACGAAUACCCAUGUCCUAAGGGCCGUUCUUGAGAUUUUCCAAAUCACAGCUUAUAUGAGCUAUGAUGAGCAUGAUGGGAUGAAAAAAGUUUUGUGGUUUUGUGAAAGUAUUACGUACCCUUUGGUUUUGUACUUUUGUCCCAUCAUAUGACGGCCAGUCAUCAUAAUAUUUUGACCACAGCAGUUAUUUAUUUACUAAUUAUAUACUUUAUUUCUAAGAAUUUCCUUCAAUAUUUCUUUAUGAAAUAUAAAAUUUUUAAUGUUAUGGAAUAAAUAUAAUACGAUUUCUGAAACCGAUUUUCCAAUAUUCUUUGAACUUUAGGCUCCAAAUCUGAGUAAAAAUCGCGAGGCCUCCCCCUCCCUAUAAGGAUGACUCUGACUAUAUUAUACCUUAUUGGUUUAAGCCAUGGUUAUGAUUUUUGCCGUUCUUAUUGUCUUGUCUUUGCAGCACUUCCGUAGAAACAGAUGGACAUUUGCUGCCCGCCUGCCCCGUAUAUACCUGUAGCCAUCAACUGCAGUUACCAAUACUUUAUAUGUCAAAGUAAUAGUUUAUCGACUGUUCCCCAGGGGAAAAUAUAAUUGGUGUAGUUUAGUGAGUUUGCAUAAUAUAGAUAGGUACUUAACCUAAUACCAGUAAUACCUAUAAUAAUACAUUGGUUAGUGAUGGUAACAUGCAUAUUGUAUUUCUAAAUACUCGUAGGUACAAUGGAAUUUGAUAACAAAAGAAAAUCAAAACAAAACUAAGCUUUAGUUGACUUGUAGAAUAGUAUAGUGGACGCAUCAGUCAAAGUUAGUAAUUCACACAAUAAUAUUGUAGUGUACCUAACCCUCCUCAAUCAUCUAUAACUCGUAUAAGGGCGCGGCGCGAAUAGAAUUAAUUAUUGAUGCUCACCUGUCAUCUACCACUCCACCACGACUUGGGUUGUCAAAAAAUCCAUUUCCACAAAAUACAUAUUUUAUAUGAAUCAUAUAAUAUAUUGCAAUACAAUAAUAAUUCACCCUAAGCCCCUAAUUAUAAUGUAUCUAUAUAUAUCUAUAUAGAUAUAGAUGGCGUUGGUUGAAUAGAGUUUAUCAUCAAUAUCAUAUUGACGGACAAUCGCAACUACCUGUUAUAAUAAUUAACAACACUUUCAACACUAUUCGAUGACUUGAUACCGGUGGAAAUAUUAGAAUGAUUUUCGUCUGGGAUCAUGACACAAUUCUUGACGUACACACACUACAACGAAACACUAUAAUAUAAGUGUGUUACAACAAGUCCUUAUUCAUUUACCUAGAAACCUAGUUAUUAAUUAAAAUUAUUUAAACCGCAAAAGGACCCUUGUCCAGUUGUCCGUUGGAAGUCAGAACAGUACAUUAUUGUAUGAUACCCGUAUGGACAUUUGUUAUAAACUACAGUCGACUUCUGAAAUACGAACAAAUAAAUGAUAAUAAUUACAAUAACAGGUAAUCAUAAUUCAACAAUUUAAUGAUUGCGAUGGAAGCGUAUAAUUACGUUUUAACCCAAUAACGGUUUCAUUUAUCGUAACAAUUUUAAUUUCGUCAACUGACCAAGAAUAUGAACUUUUCUCGUCCAUUACAUUACACGCUGCCAGUUUUAAAUAACAAUGCGAUAUCGGACGAUGAUUAUCGCGAGCAUUAAAAUAUAAAAUUAUAGGUCAACACCAUUAUAGGAAAUCAAAACAUGGUUUUAACAAACGUUACGUGAAAUAUUUAAGAGCUCAUGUUGGGGCGUGUGAUAAAUUAAUCCCACGGUUAUGUUGCACACUGUAAAAACGAAACAGAAGAAGAAGAAAACAAACAAAAAUAUGAAUAUUUCACAAGGUACGCCGUAUUAUAUAUGGACGACCCAACUCGGUUUGUUCGGAAAAUAAAAACUACCCUGUGCGAGCGUUAUAUAGAAAACAAUAUAUCAUAUAUUAUUUUA
Myzus persicae (green peach aphid) is the source of this 3499-nucleotide messenger RNA. RefSeq lists its product as uncharacterized. The transcript has 6 exons. The coding region runs from base 680 to 1546 and encodes 288 amino acids. Gene Ontology annotation, cellular component: membrane. The record is from RefSeq and is a predicted model, not a curated record. Gene Ontology annotation, molecular function: ligand-gated monoatomic ion channel activity. NCBI's taxonomy places the organism in Eukaryota, Metazoa, Arthropoda, Insecta, Hemiptera, Aphididae.